Molecule: messenger RNA, 1105 nt
Organism: Clupea harengus (Atlantic herring)
Lineage: Eukaryota; Metazoa; Chordata; Actinopteri; Clupeiformes; Clupeidae
Gene: nubp2
Product: nucleotide binding protein 2 (MinD homolog, E. coli)
Biological process (GO): iron-sulfur cluster assembly
Cellular component (GO): cytosol
Molecular function (GO): ATP-dependent FeS chaperone activity; 4 iron, 4 sulfur cluster binding; ATP binding
Source: RefSeq, a predicted model, not a curated record
CGCGAUAUAAAUUCCAUGGAUCACUUUGAUUGGGUGAUAAUAUCUAAAGGCGGGCGUUCCACUGUUUCUGGUUAUCUGAAUGGUUCUUGUGUGGAAGUGACGCACGAGAAUGCGGAAGAAAACUUUAUGAAAUCUACGUUGUCGGCAUGGAGGAAAAUAGCGGUAUGUAAUCUUCUCAUUAAUCGUACUGGCCUCUCGCAGGUUCGUCGGGUCAUCCUGGUACUGUCAGGUAAAGGAGGUGUCGGCAAAAGUACCAUCACUACUGAACUCGCACUGGCCUUCUUACACGCCGGCAAAAAGGUGGGCAUUCUGGAUGUGGAUCUAUGUGGACCCAGUAUUCCGCGCAUGCUGCGCGUGUGUCGGCCGGACGUGCACCAGUGCGAUUCGGGCUGGGUGCCCGUGUAUGCAGAUGCUCAACAGAACCUCGCUCUCAUGUCCAUCGGCUUCUUAUUGGAACACCCUGAUGAGGCCGUGGUGUGGAGGGGGCCCAAGAAAACAGCUCUGAUAGGUCAGUUUGUGAGUGAUGUGGCGUGGGGUGAACUGGACAUCCUCCUGGUGGACACGCCUCCCGGAACAUCAGAUGAGCAUCUGGCUGUGCUGGAGAAUCUCCGGAAGCACAGAGUGGACGGGGCCGUUCUGGUCACCACUCCUCAGGCUGUGUCAACUGGUGAUGUUCGGCGUGAGAUUACCUUCUGUAAGAAGCUCGGCGUACGCAUCCUCGGGCUCAUUGAGAACAUGAGCGGAUUCGUGUGUCCACACUGCUCUGAGUGCAGUAACAUAUUUUCCAAAGGUGGAGGAGAGGAACUGGCAAAGUUGACUGGAUCAGAAUUUCUGGGCUCUGUGCCUCUGGACCCUCAGCUGACCCAGAGUCUAGAGGAAGGAACAGACUUCCUACAGGCCUUUCCUGAGAGCGCCACCUUCAGUUCCAUCAACACCAUUGCAAACACCCUGCUGAGCAGGAUCCAGGAUGACUGACUGCUCUAAUCACUGAUUCAUAGUCCCAAGCCUGCACUGUAGUUAUAUGCUUCUAUAUCCAUGGAUAUGUAUAUGUGUUUCUUUAUAUUGUGCUAAAACUUGACAAAAAAUAAAAUUAUUUUGUAAAUUA